CAACCUUGGAGCCCUAUAAAUAUUCACCAUCGGAGAUCCUCCUUCACAUUAUCCUCUCUCCAAAAUGGCGCUUCGCAGAUCACUUUCGAAGCGCCUCUUCUCCGCCACCGCCCCUCAACCUCCGUCUCCGCCCCUCGUCCACUCUCAUCGGCCCUCCCCAGCCCACCGCCACCGCUCGCCCACCUUCUUCCGCCGUUUCCUCCAGCGCCGGGCGCUGAACAACCACUCCGCUCUCCCCUCUUUUCUGUCGCUCCCCAUCGGCGACAAGCUCAGGGAGAAGCUGAAGCCGAUGAGCGUCUCCGGCUACCAGCUCCCCUGUCUUGAAGUCGACAAGGUGGCGCCAGCGGAGGAGGGAGGAGUCUGCGUGAGCGUGGCGGACGCGAAGAGGGUGAUGAGGCUCGUGAAAAUGGAAGGUGUAAGAAAGAGGCUGAGGAAUAUUCCGGCGAGUACGGUACCGUACGGUGAGUUUUUAAGGAUAUGCGCUAAGGCAUUGGAUGAAUCCGGGAACGUCAUCGUUUUGGGUGCUCUUGUGUUUCUCCACCCGGAUCAUGUGGCAAAAUCAAUGGAGACACUAAUAUCCCAAGCAUUUGGCAUGCCGAACGACCCGAGAAGGAGAGAAUUGACAAAGCUGGAGCACCAAAAGGCCGUCAUCGACGAAAAAGCCCGAUCUCUCGUGCGGCGUGAACUCUACUGUGGGCUUGGCUUUGUUGCCCUCCAAACAUUAGGCUUCAUGAGGCUAACGUUUUGGGAGUUGAGUUGGGAUGUGAUGGAGCCCAUUUGCUUUUUUGUGACAUCUCUCCAUUUUGCAUUAGCCUAUGCCUUCUUUUUGAGGACUUCCAAAGAGCCCUCUUUUGAAGGCUACUUCCAUACGAGGCUUAGAGUUAAACAAGACAAGCUCUUCAACCUCCACAACUUUGAUGUGGAGAGGUAUAAUAAGCUUUGUGAGGCUUUUUAUCCUAAUCGAUACAACCACAAAUUUUUAUCCUAAUCGAUACAACCACAAAUUUUAUCCUAAUCUGAAUUAAGUGAGUUUGUAGUUCGGUUUAAGGUAUAUG
This is a messenger RNA of Salvia splendens (bonfire salvia), 1055 nucleotides long. Its product is annotated as calcium uniporter protein 4, mitochondrial. Gene Ontology annotation, biological process: mitochondrial calcium ion homeostasis; calcium import into the mitochondrion. Lineage: Eukaryota; Viridiplantae; Streptophyta; Magnoliopsida; Lamiales; Lamiaceae. Gene Ontology annotation, cellular component: uniplex complex. The coding region runs from base 65 to 988 and encodes 307 amino acids. Gene Ontology annotation, molecular function: calcium channel activity; uniporter activity. The transcript has 2 exons. The record is from RefSeq and is a predicted model, not a curated record.